UUAUUAAUUAAAGCACAAUUUAGUACAUGAGCCCAACUUUUUUUUCUUGAUAACAUUUCUCUCUAUUCCUUCCUUUUCUUUCUUCUCACUCAUUCUCUCAACUCUUCACCACUCUCAUACCAAGUUAAUGAAUGGCUGAAAGGAAGCUUAAUUUGAAUGCACCACUUUGGUCUGUAAGAAGAUUCUCUAAACCAUUAGGAACUUCAGAAAGAGAGAAUAAAAAGAAAGCUAAGAGUAAAAGUUCAGUUUUUGAACCAACCUUCAAAUUAGAGCAAGUAACAAAACCAGUUGCAGUUCCUUUCAACUGGGAACAAAUCCCAGGAAAAGCUAAAUUUAAUAAUGAUGACAAAGAAGCUGAAGAGGCUUGUGUUGUUACUCCAACAAUGCCCCCUCCUGGAAAAGUUUCUUUUAAUUCGGGUAGAGUAGAUGAUGAUGAUGAUGGUGAUGAUGAUGGUGAUGGGGAUGGUGAGGAUGAUGUUUAUUCUGAUGCACUUGAAACCUUUUCUUUCAAAGACUCUGCUUCCUUGAAUUGCAGUAGUGAAAAUGGUUAUGAAGGAGCCUUUUCAACCGAUCCGCAAACUCGCGAUUUCAUGAUGAAAAGAUUCUUACCUGCAGCCAAGGCUAUGGCGUUGGAGCCACCUCAUUAUGCUGUCAAGAAACAAGUUGAACAGCCUAAAGAGGUUGUGAACACAGUUGUUGGUCUUAAGAGACUUAUAGUACCAAAAUAUGGUGAUUAUAGAGAAGGAGAUGAUGAAGGUAGUGAAGAUGAAAAUAAUGAUUACGAUACUAAAACUAGAAGUAUAUCAACAAGAGGAGGGUGUGGAUUAUUUCCCAAGUUAUGUUUUAGGAAUUCAUUAAACAUCUUAGGUCCAAUUCCUGGUUUGAAAUUGAGGACACCAAAACAUUCUGAAACCAAGAGUGUGAAUAAGCAUACUUUGGAUUCAACUUAUAAACCGAAAACAAACUGUGGAUUUCGAUCAGCUGAACUUCACAUGAUUGAGAAGAAGAAGUUGGUUAGCGAAUCGAAAAGGUUGACAUACUCAUGUGAUCUACAAAGAGGAAGAUCAUCUCCCUCAACGCCUUCACGAGCAACGAGCAUAUCGCCUUACAGGAAUCGACCGUCUCAAUCGCCUUUUAGACGAGCAGCAUUUCUUGGUGUUCCCAAAGAAGAGAAUUAUGGCAAUGUCAAGGUGCCUAACAUUAAGCCUAAUUAUCUUUAUAACAAAACCACUAACAAGUUUGAGGACAUAACAGCUAAUCAUAGGAACAUGAACCCUGCUGUUGAGAAAACUGUCUAUGUAGAUUCUGUAUAUAAUGCUGAGAGUUCAGAAUCAAAAUCAAGUUGUUUAGAUACAAAGGAACAACUCAAUAUUCCAACAAGUGCAGAAGAAGAAGCAGUUUCAGAAUCAAUAUUCCAAGAUAUUCAGUGUUUAAAUAGUGUUGGUAAGCAAGGGGACUCUGAACUAGGACUUGCUCAAGAAUUUUCUGAGAUGGUUAGUAGAGGAAAUUUAAGCAAGGAGAGUGACCAAAUUGCAAUUGAUGACAGCUUGUUCUUACCAUCACCUCUACCCCAACCACCAUUGCCAAAAUCUCCCUCGGAGUCUUGGCUUUGGCGAACCGCUCCUUCGAUUUCUCUGCACAGUUCAUUUUCACGCAAGAAAUUAAACACCAACCCGAAAUCAAAUGCCAAAAUGUUGAAAUCUAAUACCUCUUUGACAAACACCAAGUGGGAAACAAUUGUAAAAUCUUCUCACCUCACUCAUGAUCAUGCUCGUUACUCUCAGGUAAUUUCAAACUCGUUCUUGUCACUGUUUUUUUAUAGAGUAAUUUGCAGCAUAAAUACUAAGUUUAACUCACAGUUGCAAAUAGCGAUACUAAUACUUAAGUUAUAUUUCUAGAACUUCUGUAGUUACUUUAGUCAAGUAUCUACGGAGGUCCAGAAACAUAAUUUACGUAUUAUUACCACUAAAACUUAAAUUUUUUUAUAACACUUUUCAAUAUUAGAAAAGAUCUAAUAAGCUUUACUAUCUGUUUUACAGGAAUUAGUAGCUCAUAUCUCUCAGAAAUCCAAUAAAUAUUAAAGAAAGAAAACCAAUGAUCUCAAUUUUGGCUGAUCUAGUUAUCUUUGUCAUAAAACUACAGAGUGUCAAUUUUAUUUUUUGUUACAGUUAUUGGUUCUGCUAGCAAUACAUGAUUUUUGUUCAGCCUAGCUGGAGGCAAAUUGGUAAGAUGGCUAAACAGAAAAGCUUAUUGUAAUAGCCAUUUCCUUUUUUAUAUAUAUAUAGUGUCUGUAUUGUAUAGAAAUCAUUAGAUUAUUUUGGGUUAUGAAAUAUGAAUUGGAGAGUGCAUUUUUCA
Messenger RNA from Cannabis sativa, 2355 nucleotides. RefSeq lists its product as uncharacterized. NCBI's taxonomy places the organism in Eukaryota, Viridiplantae, Streptophyta, Magnoliopsida, Rosales, Cannabaceae. Bases 132 to 1898 code for a protein of 588 amino acids. The transcript has 3 exons. The record is from RefSeq and is a predicted model, not a curated record.